AAGGUUGACUGAAGUGGACAAGAUCCUCAUUUUCAAUAAAGAAAUCAAGCUGCGGCAGCUUAUAAUGGCGACCCCUGAAGAAAGCAGCAACCCCCAUGAGAGAGCGACACCCCAGCUGCCAGCACAGCUGCAGGAGCUUGAGUCUCGGGUGGCCCGGAGACGCCUGUCCCAGGCCCGCCACCGAGCCACCCUGGCGGCGCUCUUUGACAAUCUCAGGAAGACAGUGUACUCUCAGUCCGAUCUCACAGCCUCAAAGUGGCAGGUUCUGAAUAAGGCAAGGAGCCACAUUCCGGAACUGGAGCAAACCCUGGAUAAUCUGCUGAAGCUCAAAGCAUCCUUCAACCUGGAGGAUGGGCAUGCAAGCAGCUUAGAGGAGGUCAAGAAAGAAUAUGCCAGCGUGUAUUCUGGAAAUAACAGUUUUCCUCAGAAUGGUUCCUCCCCUUGGUAUCUCAACUUUUACAAACAGACGAUGGACCUUCUGACUGGCAGUGGGAUCGUCUCCCUGCAGGAGGCGGCACUGCCCAUCGUCUCCGCGGCCAUCUCCCACCUGUGGCAGAACCUCUCGGAGGAGAGGAAGGCCAGCCUCCGGCAGGCCUGGGUGCAGAAGCACCGUGACCCGGCGAGCCUGGCGGGGGCCUGCCGGGAGGCGGCCUGUGCUGAGGGCAGCGUGAAGGACAGCGGCGUGGACAGCCAGGGGGCCAGCUGCUCGCUGGUCUCCACGCCAGAGGAGAUCCUUUUUGAAGAUGCCUUUGAUGUGGCAAGUUUCCUGGACAAAAGUGAGGGUCCAAGUACAUCUAGCUCCAGUUCAGUGCUUGCCAGCUCCAACCCAGAAAACCCAGAGGAAAAGUUUCAGCUCUACAUGCAGAUUAUCAACUUUUUUAAAGGCCUUGGCUGUGCAAACACUCAAGUAAAACAGGAAGCAUCCUUUCCUGUUGAUGAAGAGAUGAUCAUGUUGCAGUGCACGGAGACCUUUGACGAUGAAGAUUUGUAAUGCAGAAGUGGGGCUGGGACGGGAGGGAUGGAAUGAGGUGGGCAGUUCCCAAGGCAGCUAAGGUUGCACGUGCCUUGGCCUCCAGGACCCUUUGGAGUGGGUUGUUCCAGAAGCAUUUUGAUGAUUUUCUGAUUAUUAUAAUGUAUAAGAGAAG
Saimiri boliviensis boliviensis (Bolivian squirrel monkey) is the source of this 1145-nucleotide messenger RNA. It is a transcript of the gene STRA8, whose product is annotated as stimulated by retinoic acid 8. Gene Ontology annotation, biological process: spermatogenesis; activation of meiosis; meiotic cell cycle. The record is from RefSeq and is a predicted model, not a curated record. Gene Ontology annotation, molecular function: protein dimerization activity. NCBI's taxonomy places the organism in Eukaryota, Metazoa, Chordata, Mammalia, Primates, Cebidae. Gene Ontology annotation, cellular component: nucleus.